GUCGUAGCGGCACUUGCGUUAGGAGAGUAAAAUGUGUUUGACAGGAAUCUGAACGAGAGGAGGGGGCGGCGGCACACUAGUGGAAAUCCGCACCUUCAAGAGAUCGCCAUCACUUUUUUCCUCUCGUCAAUCUCCAGUCGCGUGCAGUCCGUCAACCGCGGGGAGGCGAAUGCGGUGAAUUAUUUGGAGGCUCAGCAACAGGGCACACAGAGUACAGGAUGCCGCUGACUCUAUCAACCCCGCGCGCGGGGAGCUCCCGCGACUAGCGCCGCGCAAAGUAUCCAAAAAGGAGAAUGCGAAUGGUUAGAGAUGACAGGAUUCAAUUAAUAUGGAAACGAUGUAGCUUCACCGCCGCAUUGCAUAUAGCUCGGGGAAACAGGUUAGAAAGUAGAUAGCUAAAUAGGGCGCAUUUUGCCGUCAUACAUGCAAACUUACUCAUCAUUAAGCUCAACUAGCCUGUAGUUGGCUGCAACAAAAGGAAAACAGCUGCUCGACACUGUCUUCAGAUACCAAAGAAGACAGAAGAAUUAAAGAUGUUACGGAGGAGGCUCAACCGAUUGUGUGGAGGAGAUGAGAAGCGAGUGGACAGCAGGACAAUCUAUGUAGGACAUCGGCCAUGUCCGGACACAGAGGCCUUCAUCCCCUCCAAAUUCUGUGACAACAGGAUCGUGUCCUCCAAGUACACAGUGUGGAACUUCCUGCCAAAGAACCUAUUUGAGCAGUUUAGAAGAAUUGCUAAUUUUUACUUCCUCAUCAUAUUCUUGGUGCAGGUGAUUGUUGAUACCCCGACCAGCCCCGUGACCAGUGGUUUACCUCUGUUUUUUGUCAUCACAGUGACGGCCAUCAAACAGGGUUAUGAGGACUGGCUGCGGCACAAAGCAGACUACGAGGUGAAUAAGUACCCGGUGACGGUGUUAGAGGACGGGCGGUCAGUGAAGAAGGAGAGCGAGAAGAUCAAGGUGGGUGAUGUGGUUGAAGUGGUGGAGGACGAGACCUUUCCCUGUGACCUGAUUCUUUUGCAGUCCAGUCGAGAAGACGGCACUUGUUUUGUCACCACAGCCAGCCUGGAUGGAGAAUCCAACCAUAAAACACACUACACGGUGCCGGACACAGAGAAGGACCUGCAGUCUCUCUAUGCCACCAUUGAGUGUGAACAACCCCAGCCUGACCUCUACAAGUUUGUGGGCCGAAUGCACAUUUACAAGCCGGAGCAGGAGCCAGCAGUAAGAUCUUUGGGCCCAGAGAACCUUCUCCUAAAAGGUGCUACAUUGAAAAACACCAAGAAGAUUAAUGGUGUCGCAGUAUACACAGGCAUGGAGACGAAGAUGGCACUCAACUACCAGGGCAAAUCUCAGAAACGAUCAGCUGUUGAAAAAUCCAUCAAUGCCUUUCUGUUGGUGUAUCUAUGUAUCCUCAUCAGUAAAGCUGUAGUGUGUACUACACUAAAGUACAUAUGGCAGAGCAAAGAAGGUCAGGAUGAGCCCUGGUACAACCAGAAAACGCAGAAGGAGAAAGACACUAAUAUGUAUUUGAAGAUGUUUACAGACUUCCUCUCCUUCAUGGUCCUUUUCAACUUUAUAAUCCCCGUGUCCAUGUACGUCACUGUGGAGAUGCAGAAAUUCCUGGGCUCUUUCUUUAUCACUUGGGAUAAAGACUUCUUUGACCCGGAGAUCCAAGAGGGCGCGCUCGUCAACACUUCAGACCUCAAUGAGGAACUUGGCCAGGUGGAAUAUGUAUUCACAGACAAGACGGGCACACUGACCCAGAACAACAUGGAGUUCAUAGAGUGCUGUAUAGACGGCUUCCAGUACAAACACAGAGACGAGCUGGACGGCUUCACUGUGACGGACGGGCCUGUGAGUAAACUGCAGCAGAGGGCUGGACAGGAGAAAGAGGAGUUGUUUCUGCGGGCCCUUUGUCUGUGCCACACGGUGCAGGUCAAGGAGGAUGGAGCCGAGGAAACUCCUAGGGACCAAGUUGAUGGUAUUGACGGGAUGUUCCCCCAGCCAGAGGAGGAAAGAGGCUUCAUCGCAUCUUCCCCUGAUGAGAUCGCACUGGUCAAAGGAGCUAUGAGAUACGGCUUCACCUUCCUUGGUUUGGAGAGUAAGUGCAUGAAGAUCAAGAACAGGCAAAAUGAUGUAGAAGAAUAUAAAUUGCUCCAUGUCCUAAACUUUGACCCAGUCCGACGGAGAAUGAGCGUCAUCGUGCAAACCAGAUCAGGGGAGACGCUGCUUUUCUGUAAGGGAGCCGAUUCCUCCAUCUUCCCAAGAGUCAAACCAGAAGAGGUUGAAAGGAUUCGGUUGCAUGUUGAGCGAAAUGCAACGGAGGGUUACCGUACACUGUGUGUAGCCUAUAAGCAGCUGAGUGCUGAGGAGUAUGCCAUGGCAGACACUGGGCUAAGAGAGGCUAGACUGGCUCUUCAGGACAGAGAGGAGAAACUCAUGGCCAUGUAUAACCAAGUGGAGACGGGAAUGAGUUUGAUUGGAGCGACCGCUGUGGAGGACCGACUUCAGGAAGAGGCAGCAGAGACCAUGGAGGCCUUGCAGGGUGCAGGGAUGAAAAUUUGGGUGCUGACGGGGGACAAAAUGGAGACGGCCAAGUCCACCUGCUAUGCCUGUCGCCUGUUCCAGCGGGGUACAGAACUACUGGAGCUGACAGUGCGGACACUGGAUGAUGAGAGGUUAAAGCGCGAGGAAAAACUUAUUGAGUUGUUACGGGACUACCAUCGAAGAGCAGUGCAGGAUGCCCCGCCUGUCAAAGCAGGGGUCACCAGGAGUUGGUCUAAAACAAAUCAGGAGUACGGCUUCAUCAUAGAUGGCGCUACGCUGUCGUUGUUGAUGAACCCUCCCCGUGAUGCAGAUGCCACUCUGUACAGGAGCCUCUUUCUGCAGAUCUGCCAGAACUGCACUGCCGUUCUCUGCUGCCGCAUGGCCCCCCUGCAGAAAGCUCAGAUAGUGAAGAUGGUGAAGAACUCCAAAGGUUCCCCAAUCACUCUCUCCAUUGGCGAUGGGGCCAAUGACGUUAGCAUGAUUCUCGAGGCACACGUGGGCAUUGGUAUUAAAGGUAAGGAGGGCCGUCAAGCUGUGAGGAACAGUGAUUAUGCCAUCCCUAAACUCAAGCACCUAAAGAAGCUUUUGCUGGCUCAUGGGCAUCUCUACUAUGUGCGCAUUGCUCAUCUCGUCCAGUACUUCUUUUAUAAGAAUCUUUGCUUCAUAUUACCUCAGUUCCUUUACCAGUUUUUCUGUGGAUACUCUCAGCAGCCCCUGUACGACGCAGCCUAUCUGACGAUGUACAACAUCUGCUUCACCUCCAUGCCCAUUCUGGCCUACAGCCUGCUGGAACAGCACAUAUCCAUAGAGAUUCUGCUGGUCAACGCCUCCCUCUACAGAGAAAUAGCCAAGAAUGCCACGUUACGAUGGCGUCCCUUCCUCUACUGGACAGUGUUAGGACUUUUUCAGGGUCUCCUGUUCUUCUUUGGUGUCCGUUUUCUGUUCAGCAAUCCAGCACUGCAGGAUAACGGGCAGGUCUUCGGAAACUGGUCUUAUGGAACAAUUGUCUUUACAGUUCUUGUUUUCACUGUCACAUUGAAGCUGGCUUUAGAUACACGGCAUUGGACAUGGAUCAACCAUUUUGUGAUCUGGGGCUCGUUGGCCUUUUAUGUUUUCUUCAGUUUCUUCUGGGGAGGCAUCAUAUGGCCGUUUUUGAAGCAGCAGCGUUUGUACUUUGUGUUUGCUAACAUGCUGAGCUCAGUGUCUGCCUGGCUGGUUAUCAUCAUCCUCAUUCUCCUCAGUCUGCUGCCAGAGAUCCUUUUGGUGGUCCUCCGCAAGCCCAGAGGCCCCCAUUCACGACAGAAAAAGCCGGGUCAGUCGAAUGUUGUGGGCAGCCAGUCCUCUCAGUCUUCAGCCAGACCCCUGCUCAUGAGAACCUUUUCAGACGAGUCCAAUUCUGUCAUAUGAACAGCUGUCAGAGGAAUCCUCAACUGAUACAGACAGAUGGCUGCUGUCACACCCCUCUCCUACAAGCAUCUAAAGGAGCGUUACUGAUGGGCACGGGCAGCCUUGGGUUAAGACUACUGAUGGGACCCUCUUUCAGGGUCACUGCCCUUCCUCCUGCCUGUUUAAAUGAAACAUGACAAUGGAACCACCUUAAACUGCUCUGUCAUGUACUUCUUUCAAAGCCUCUCAUCCCAGAACGAUUCCACAGGAACUACGGUUUUCACAACAUUUUUCGCCCUGCCCUACUGCCAUACUCUCACAUUCAACCCUACCGGGAUAAACGCGUCGCUGGAUAAGUCGUCCGUAGCACUCAACUGCUGCAGAAUGUACCGACAUCCCUGCUCCUCCUUAUUGGUUCUCUUGCAUGAUUCCCCCCCCAAAAAAGUCCUAUAAAUACCUUUUUUCCACCGUCAACAUGCUCUCUAGUUGUCUUUACUUUGUUGGCAGACAGUUGGCCCCUUUUGUGAUUGGUUAGCAGGUGUGAUCACAAACCCAAAUCGUAGUUUAGAGUUUUGUAACAUGUAGCUGUUCGAGAUCCCUAAAUGUGAGCUCUCUCUAAGAUGCUGCACUGAGGGCACUGACCCUAUGGGUAUAAAAGCUGCCUUUCAACAACUUGCUGUUUGUUCGACCACAUGGAGUUCUGGGAUAUCCCACGGUGCCCAACAACUCUGUACAUGUACGUGUGUGUGUGAGAAAUCGAAAAUCACUUACAGAUUUUCUUCAGAUAUUUCUUAUAACGUACUGUCACAGUUUUCAAUGUUACUCUUUGUUGAAACGGGGAUCAGUUUACAGUUGGAUUAUAAAUGUAAGAAAUGUACUAGUGAAAAAGUGUGGAAAUUGUUGCUUGAUGCCAAAAAAAAAAAAGUGGGCGACUGUCUCUGUUCAGUUUUUUUCUUGAAGGUGAAUUAUCCGUGGUAACGGCACAUGCUAAGAUUAGUUCUCAAUGCAAAGUUAAUUGCGUAUUUCAGAGUGAGCCUCACUAUUGAGCUGUUAAUGACGUUUAUAUUGAAUGUGUCGGCUCUACAUACCAGGCCAGUGCUCAAAAACACACUUUCACGUCCACAUGCACGCAUUUCACUUUUUUCGAGGUAACUGAAUGAAUCUCUUAAAAGGGGUGGAGCUUAGGUCAGUGAAAUAGGAGUUGUAGGUCCAAUGCCUAUUGAAACCUAUGUCUGCCCUCUAGUGGUUAGGAGGGAACGGAUCUUCUUUCUACUUUUUUCACUUAUGAAUACAUUCCAUUUCUAUGUGCCAUGAUUUCAAUCACCUUUUAGAGUAUAAUUGAAUUAUUCUGUUCUUUACUAUGUGAUUCUUUUUGACAUAUUUAUUGUACUUUGUAAUUAUACUCACAGUUUUUAUAUUUUUGUCAGAGGUAUUUCCUUUCUUUUCUUAAAUUGUUAAUCAUUAUCAGCUUGUGCCAAUUGUUAUUUUUGUUUUUUUCUUUGCCUGUGCAAUCCGCUGUUGAACAGAUUGGGUUUCUAUAAACUGUAAGCCUGAGCAGACCCUGUAGACCAGCAGCUCUGGGCUCUUUCUCUGAUCAGAGAUCAGUCUGAUAGAUCCUCCACUAAUAUAUGGUGUGAAUGCAGCUAAAAUCUCUGUGUCCCUUUAAUAUGAACGAUCUAUUCCGUUCUUCUUUCUGCUUGUAACCCAAAAUGGGUGUUAAAAGAGCCACUGUCUUUCUUGAUGAUGUUAAUCUCCUAAAACAAUGCCAUAUGAAAAAUGCCCCAUUCCAGCUUCAACUAUCUUCAAGUGUGCGUGUGUGUGUGUGUGGAUUAUCCAAGGGAAAGUGGUGUGUGUUUAGACCUCUGACUGUGUCAUGAUGCUAAGCAUCUUAAGCUCAGCUCCAAAUCUUGGGCCAGGCUUAAAUCAGCUGUAUCACAGCCCUGCAUAACCACCAGGCCUUCUUUUAAUUUCUGAUUACAUCAUGAAUCAGCUUUCCAGAGAAAAUAUAUCAGAGCUCUAUUUACAUUUGCUUUUCAGCUAGACUGGUAAGGCCAGUUUUUUUCUCUCUGUGCAUGUAUGACCACUAAUGCCACCACUGGACUGAACCCUGGUGAGCACAUACACACUCACCAAGAUGAAGACAUUCAUGUGUUUGUUCAGCUCAGUUUGAGAGGGGUAAAUGGAACUUGCCUGCAAUGUUUGAAAUUUCCAAACAGACCUUUAAAUUACUUCAGAGAUGCUAUUUUCAAAGCUUAUGAUAAUUCUUGGAUUCUCAUGUUGCCUGAAUAUAUAUAUAUAUAUAUAUAUAUAUAUAUAUAUAUAUAUAUAUAUAUAUAUAUAUAAUAUAUGAAAUAUAUGAAAUUAUUUGAUUGUAUUUUUAAUGAAACUUUUUGAGCCAAUUUUGUAAUAAAAAGAAAAUAUUAAAAAAAAAAAAAAAAAAAAAACAGCCGAGAAAGGCAGCCUGAUUGUGGAGUGUGAGGCAGGGCUGAGGUGUUGCUGUGAAAUGAAUCAGGCACUAACUCAGUCAGCCCUGCUCCCUCCAUCAUGUCCCUCAGGCUCCAGCUGAUCUGAAUGUACCUCUUAAGACCAGUCUGUUUCAAACUUUUCUUUAAUAAAAGCUGUUUUGAAAGAAGA
Molecule: messenger RNA, 6569 nt
Organism: Megalobrama amblycephala (Wuchang bream)
Lineage: Eukaryota; Metazoa; Chordata; Actinopteri; Cypriniformes; Xenocyprididae
Gene: atp11c
Product: ATPase phospholipid transporting 11C
Exons: 31
Coding region: 534-3956 (1140 amino acids)
Biological process (GO): phospholipid translocation
Cellular component (GO): plasma membrane; endoplasmic reticulum; recycling endosome
Molecular function (GO): magnesium ion binding; ATP hydrolysis activity; ATP binding
Source: RefSeq, a predicted model, not a curated record